Messenger RNA from Neolamprologus brichardi, 1442 nucleotides. Lineage: Eukaryota; Metazoa; Chordata; Actinopteri; Cichliformes; Cichlidae. The record is from RefSeq and is a predicted model, not a curated record.
UGAAGCCAGGAAGAAUUUAAUGAAAGAAAAAAUGAAGUUCUCUGCUUUUCUUAAUGAGAUUACUCGGCAGGUGCUCAGCCCAAUGAGGCUAACCACUCUUGGCGUGACAGAUGCACAACGACCCUGCAGUCCAGGGCAGGCCUCUCUUAGAUCCAGGAAGGCGGACAGCAGGACUGACAAACCUAGACAGCAAAGAAGCCGGCCCACCAGUGCGGACUCAAUUAGCUCCAGCAAAUAUUCACACUCUUCGCAGUUGUCUCAAUCUAAAUCUUUCCACGGUGAAAGUCGCUAUUUUGAAGAGUCACCCCAUCACAUGCAUCAUAGGCCAAAAAGCUGCACAGAAUUCAGCUGUUUUAGAAGACGUCACUCAUGGUCUCAAUCUCCUGAGCGUCACUCCCAUUCUUUUAAGCACUACCAUAACCACCACAAAGGAGACCAUGAGACUUCUAGUCACCAUCACCAUCAUCAUUACCAUGGAAAUAGCCCAAGUCCUCACCAUCAUCACAGAAAGGACCACAGUCCUGUUUAUCCCCAUGGAGAUUCACAUAGCCAUACUUACCACAACAAAGAUCACCACAGUGCAUCACAUCACCAUUACCGUGGGCAACAUCGACAUAGAGAACCCUACAGCCCAUCCCAUCAUCAUAGUAAUGCACACCAUCACCACCAUGGCAAGCACUACGACCAUCCACAUCAUCACAGAGACCACCAUAGUCCAGACCAUCACCAUCAUCACCAAGAAGACCAUAGCCAAGGUCACCACCAUCACCAUGGAGACAACCAUAGUCCAGACCAUCACCAUCAUCACAAAGACCACCAUAGUCCAGACCAUCACCAUCAUCACAGAGACCACCAUAGUCCAGACCAUCACCAUCAUCACAGAGACCACCAUAGUCCUGACCAUCAACAUCAUCACAGAGACCACCAUAGUCCAGACCAUCACCAUCAUCACAGAGACCACCAUAGUCCCGACCAUCACCAUCAUCACCAAGAAGACCAUAGCCAAGAUCACCACCAUCACCAUGGAGACAACCAUAGUCUAGACCAUCACCAUCAUAGUGGAGACCACCACAGUCCAGACCAUCACCAUCAUCAUGGGGACCAUCACAAGCCAGACCAUCACCAUCAUCACGGAGAUCACCAUAGCCAAGGCCAUCACCAUCACCAUGGGAGCCACCACAGACCAAACCAUCACCAUCACCAUGGGGAGCACAAUAGCCCAGAACACCAACAUCAUCAUGGGGACCACCACAGUCCAGUGCAUCAGCAUCAUGGAGACCACCGCAAUCUGGGGCAUCCCCAUCAUCAUCAUGGAGACCGCCACAGUCAAGAUCAUCAUCACCAUCAUCAUAGAGACCACCACUUUUCAGACCAUCAUCGUCAUCAUGGAGACCAUCACAGUCCAGACCAUCACUAUCAUCACCGUGACCAUCAUAUUUUGA